Messenger RNA from Rubroshorea leprosula, 2303 nucleotides. NCBI's taxonomy places the organism in Eukaryota, Viridiplantae, Streptophyta, Magnoliopsida, Malvales, Dipterocarpaceae. The record is from the annotation of a GenBank genome assembly.
CAAAAAAGGAAAGAACAGCCAUACAGAAAGAAAAGGGAUUUGAGAUUUUUAGCCGAUCUCCUCUCCCCGAUUUUCUUGGCUCUUUUUUUUCUCCUUCAUUUUUCCUCCGGGUUUCCUUCUUUGGUUCCCGAUUCUCUUUCAAUUUUGAGAUCUACUUCAACCCCAGCAUUCAUCAACAUCAUCACCGAACGGCAACAGAAGCCUGGCUGGAAGGGAGGAAUUGGAAAAAAUCAGGGGAAGAAGAACAGAGGAUAACGAGAGAGAAGUUUGGGUUCCUUCUGGGAGGAUUUUUCUGAACGGGAUUUUCGAGGCUUGCUGGAGGUGGAAAAACAGAGAAGAAGAGGAGGCUUGGCCAGCAUGCUCUGAUUACUCUUGCCUUUAGGUAAUCCCUUGAACUGAAAGAAAAUAGGGAAGCAGUGAGGGUGAUGAUCGGAGCCUGAUCUUGUGGAUGGGAUUCCUUCCUUCGGAUCCAGAUCUGUUUUCCUCCAAAAACUCUUGACUUUCGUUUCCUCGGUUUGGUUCUGAUAUUUGAUUUAUUUACUGAUUUAGUGUUGAAUAAAAUUAUGUUGCAAGAAACUCUCCUGAGAGAUCUGUACAUGUAUGGACUUAUUGUAGGACAGGAGCAGAGGGGAUGAACUCGAACUCCGAUGAGCUCGAGUACGGCGAUCUCAUCGUUGAGUUCAUCGCUCAAGCCGUUGACUGGGUCACUAAGAAUAGAUGCGGUUAUCCAAGGCUAUGGACCCCGAAAUACAAUGAGGAGCGUGACCUCUGACUACUACCACUACACUAUUCCCCCCCCCCCCCCCCGAAGUCAUUCACUUGUGAAUGAUGCGAAUGUAUUGCGGAGUCGGGCGGAGGCAAGGAUGUCACAGCGUGGGGUCGCGAGAUGGAGAGCAGAGGUUGAAGUCGCGUUACAUGACCAAGGUCGAGAGGCGGGGGUCGACGUGAAGAUGCCAUUACUCUUGGUGGAAACUUUGGUGUUGAAGAUGUUUUCUGAAGGGAUUUUGAGUGUUGGAAGGGAAGGACAAAUGGGGGACUUGAGUUCGAGCUCGGGUGUGGGCAGUGAUAGUAGCAAUAGUAGGUCUGUUAGUGGGGAGAGGAGGGUUGAGGAGUAUAGCACUAUCCCGACAAACAUUUUGGAGGUCGAUGACCGUCGGGGUAGGUGUUAUGAUGAAAGGGAAGGGGUGGUAGGGGAGGUGAUGGGAUAUAAGUCGUGUUGGAGAAGUAGGGGGGAGUUAGGACAUUUGGUGGAGAACUACGGCAUCCCACCUUAUGUGCUGACUAGGUUUCCCAUCCCGGAGCUGUUGGUGGCACUGUUGAAGGAGUAUGGGAUUGGGUUGACGCAGCUCGUCCCCAAUGGAGUUCGGUUGGUGGGGGGAAGUGGGAAGGAGAAGGGGUGGUUUUACUUCACACCUCGGGUGGCAGGCGAUAAGAGUAGGAACCUGUUUACAGCGGGUCCUUCUUCGAUUAAGGGGUGGAAGGAGAAAUUCUUCUUCGCAGAUGACACGGAGUGGGGGAGAAGAGAUAGGGAGGUAGAGGAGCUCAGCAAAUGGAGAGGGAAGAAAUUGAAUCCAAAUAAGUACGAGCUGGGGGAGGUGGAAAAGAACGAAGUUAAAAGGUUGGAAAGGGGUGGAGGGGACUUGGUAGAUAUAAUGUAUCUGACCAGCUCGGAAGUGGUGGAAUCAUUUGGGAUCUAUGGGAGGAGCUCGCUAAGCGAAGAGGAGAUGAACCGAUUAAGAGCUGGAGGAAGACCCGUAAGGCUGCUAGAGAAGAGAUCAAAGGUGCUAGCCACAGGUGCUAUGGAGGAGAGAGUGGAGGGGGGCACAUCGAGGUCCCAUCAAAGUGCAGGAGCUCGGGCUGAAGUGGGGUCCAACUCGGAGCCGAGGAGGGUGGCUGAAGGGGAGGCUGCAGCUCGGAAGAGACAGAGGGUGGAGGAAGUGCAGCCACUUCAGAUUGAGGCGUCGAUUGAGUUUGUGCCUCGGCCUCCCGCUGUGGAGGUGGGUCCGGCACUUCGAGAGGUAGAAGAGGUGGUGCUUGGAAGGGGAAGAGCUCUGUCCCUUAUCCUAGGCAAGUCUCUAGCUUCUACGAGUCUGGGAGGACUUCUGCGAAGCGUUUCAUUAACUCCCACUUUCCCAAAGUGGAUCUGCAGAGGGCCAGGGACGAGGUGGCCCUGAAUGGAGGAGUUGGGGUGUCAUAACUCAAAUUUUAGUAGGAUUUUAUUUUAGUUUUAUUUUAUUUUAUUUUAACUAAUAUGUUUUUAUCUUUGUUUUUCCUUGUUAGGUUUAUAAAAAGAAUGGGGGAGC